AUGGCGUCCGGUCUUCCUAUUGCCACGGUAUACGUGCGAAAUCUCGAGGAGCGCGCCAAAGUCGACCAGCUGAAGGAUGCGCUACUUCAAAUCUUCUCCGAUUACGGCAAUGUCAUUGACAUUAUUGCCAAGACGAAUCUCAAAGCAAAAGGACAGGCUUUCGUCGUUUUUGACGACCCCGAGGCCGCUCGCAAGGCCAUAGAAGAGGUUCAGGGAUUUGAGCUGUUCGAGAAGCCCAUGCAGCUGGCCCUCGCCCGGACUAGGAGCGACGCGACUGUCAAGUCGGUAGGCAACGAGGAUGAGUUUGAGCUUCACAAGCGCCGUCGCCUAGCUGAAAAGGACAAGAAGAAGGCCUACGAAGCUGCCGAAGAGCAGAAACGUCUCAAAAGACCUGGCCCCGGCAGUGCUGCGGCACCAGACGCCCGUCCGGCAAAGGCUGCUCGCGGAGCUGGUCUCAAGUCCACCAAUCCCUCCACAACAGCUGUUAUUCCCGAUGAAUAUCUACCCCCGAACAAGAUUCUGUUCGUACAGAACUUACCCGACGACUACGAUAUCGAGGCUGUUACCAGUAUCUUUGGCCGUUUCGAGGGUUUCCGUGAGGUAAGAUUAGUGCCGGGACGCCGCGGUAUUGCCUUUGUCGAGUACGACGGUGAACAGGGUGCCAUUACGGCGAAAGAGAAUACGGCUGGAAUGGUACUGGGGGAUACCCAUACAAUCAAGGUCACAUACCAACGCCAGUAG
Colletotrichum orchidophilum is the source of this 741-nucleotide messenger RNA. Its product is annotated as RNA recognition domain-containing protein. The coding region runs from base 1 to 741 and encodes 246 amino acids. Gene Ontology annotation, biological process: mRNA splicing, via spliceosome. The transcript has 3 exons. NCBI's taxonomy places the organism in Eukaryota, Fungi, Ascomycota, Sordariomycetes, Glomerellales, Glomerellaceae. The record is from RefSeq and is a predicted model, not a curated record. Gene Ontology annotation, cellular component: U1 snRNP. Gene Ontology annotation, molecular function: U1 snRNA binding.